Arachis stenosperma is the source of this 939-nucleotide messenger RNA. RefSeq lists its product as uncharacterized. The record is from RefSeq and is a predicted model, not a curated record. Bases 1 to 939 code for a protein of 312 amino acids. The transcript has a single exon. NCBI's taxonomy places the organism in Eukaryota, Viridiplantae, Streptophyta, Magnoliopsida, Fabales, Fabaceae.
AUGGCUGGUGAGGACAGUUUUAUAGUGUUGGUUCACCACAGAGGAUCGAUUAAGAGGAAAACUCGGUUAGGUGUCAAGUUCACCGAUAAGGAUCCUCUCUGUAUUAUCGUGAGUUCUACAACGAGCUAUGAUGACCUUGCUAGGUAUGUACUGGAAAAACUUGGUCUGGAAGGUGUUAAAAGGGUAAAGAAGUUUUUCUAUCGCAUUCCAAUCACGGUGCUCCAAGAUAGCGUAAAGUAUUAUAGUUUCACGAUCGGGAAUGAUGAGGACUUGCAGGUCAUGUUUCUUUGUCGCCGGCAGUUUCCCGAAGUUCGGACACCGGAGCUGUUGGCAAAGCUGGUUAAUGUGGUGUCCAGCUCAGGGGGUUCGAACCGGAACACCAACACUUUAGCGACGGUUGCUGGUUCUAGCUCAAGACCUGCCGUUGCAUCUUCCUCAGUCCCUGCUUACGAGCCACCCGCCCCGCAUGUUGCCUCCCCUUCGUUCGCUAUUUAUCUCAACGGCAGUGUUGGCGACGAAGUUGGAACAGCGGAAUUUGUUCCUACCUCUGUACACUGUGCUGCACCGGCUGGGGCUGGAGAUGGAUUGUUUGAUGAUGUAGAGGACGAUGAUGUCGAGCCGGAUAUGAUUGCUGAUGAUAGUGGCGAUGAGAUCGGAGCGAGUGAGCCUGCCAGUGCCGAUGGUGGCUCUAGCUCUAGCACGCAGCAGUACCCUCCACAUUUUUCAUCUUUGGACUUGGAUGCCAUGAGGCAGGCGGGGGUACCUGCAGGAUUUGGCACUAGAGAUGCUGAAGGGUCAGUUGGUAUGACAGAGUUUCAGGUUGGUCAGCAAUUUCAGGAUAAGGAUGAUGCCCUAUUAAGUGUGAAGACUUACAGCAUCCGCCGAGGUGUACAGUACAAGGUUGUGGAGUCUGAUUAUCGCCGUUUGAUGAGCGGAUAA